Molecule: messenger RNA, 1362 nt
Organism: Fusarium oxysporum Fo47
Lineage: Eukaryota; Fungi; Ascomycota; Sordariomycetes; Hypocreales; Nectriaceae
Product: major facilitator superfamily domain-containing protein
Exons: 3
Coding region: 1-1362 (453 amino acids)
Biological process (GO): transmembrane transport
Molecular function (GO): transmembrane transporter activity
Source: RefSeq, a predicted model, not a curated record
AUGAACUCGACUACGCCUCUGUUUUCCUCUAAUCGAGUGUCAAUGAGGCGCAGAGGGACAAAGAAAAGCUUGCGAACCAAGAUACAGAUUCCCCUCCUGUGCUACGCGCGUUUAAUGGUGACGAUGGCAUACUUCUCCAUCUUCCCAUACGUAGCUCUGAUGGUAGAGCACGAUGGCAGUUCACGGGCCACUGAUAUCGGUGUCUAUGCCCUGACAUCGAUAUUUUGGGGCACCAUGGCGGAUAGGUUUGGUGGCAAGACGAUACUCAUUUUCAGUCUUCUUGGCACGGCUAUCAGCUCGCUGAUCUUCGGCUUUACUUCGUCGCACUGGCAAAUGGCGCUUUGUCGAUGCUUCAUGGGAACGGUGUCAGGUGGUGACGUCGUCAUCCGCGCUAUGAUCGGGAAACAGUGCAUGACAGAGACAGAUGCUACUUGUGGAUUCAGCCUAUUUUCCUUUGCUGGCAACAUUGGAAUGGUCUCUGGACUUAUUAUUGGUCAUGCCCUUGUCAAUCAUGUCAGUCAAUACUUGACUAUCCUCAAAACAGUUUCUUUUCUUGAGAAAUAUCCGUUUUGUCUUCCAGGAAUCACCAUUGGUGCCAUGAGUGUAACUUGCGCUAUAGUCAUUACACUGUUCGUGGACGAUGCCCAACAAAAGGUCAAUGGAGUCGUGGAUGACACUUCAUCUACGAAUUCCCUGCUCCCAACCUGGGCAUUCCUCUGUCAGUUAAUCGAGUCUCGUGGUGUUGGCAACACACCUUCGUCUUUUGUCAAUAUUAGCCUGCUUGGAUCUGCUUUCACGGCCGUGGCAACCCUCGCACUAUACACAGACAUUAGCCAAGGCGGCCUGGAAUUCCCGGGUCACGAAACUACGCUGUACAUGAUCUGUCAGAGCGCUUUCGCAGCGUGCUGGCUGUUUUUGAUAUACCCAGCUUUAUACCGACGCUUUGGUACACAGAACAUCAUCUCAUCAAGCCCGACUCUUUUUCCUUUCCUCUUCCUGAGUUUCAGCAUCAUGAACGCAUUUGUUCGCCCUGGUAGCGAAGCUGGUUUCUUCAUAUUUCGCGUCGUUUUGGGCGUGAUGACAACCAUGGGGCCUGCUGUCUACAUGGUAGUUACGGCAGUCUACGUUGGCUUGCAAGAGGUAUCUCCCAGUUCUCGAAAGCUUGGUUUGCUCAAUGGAGUCGCAGAAGCGGCUUCUUGUCUUCUACGAGUGAUAGUCUUAUCGAUAGGCAUUUUGAUCCAUGCUUUUUGCAAUUGCCAUAGUGUGACAGUUGGGUACCUCAACUGGUUUGUCUUAUUACUGAUUGGGUUAUCUUUCUUUGGUUUGAAGUGUCCUACUUGGACGAGGCUCACACGAAGUUAA